This is a messenger RNA of Neoarthrinium moseri, 2433 nucleotides long. RefSeq lists its product as uncharacterized. Gene Ontology annotation, molecular function: ATP hydrolysis activity; ATP binding. The record is from RefSeq and is a predicted model, not a curated record. The transcript has 2 exons. Bases 1 to 2433 code for a protein of 810 amino acids. NCBI's taxonomy places the organism in Eukaryota, Fungi, Ascomycota, Sordariomycetes, Amphisphaeriales, Apiosporaceae.
AUGUGGCCAAACAAAGGCGUGACCAGCCUGCAAAAGACAUACGAUGAGAGCUACUUGACGGCCUCCACGGCCGUCUACUAUGAGAGCCAGGUGAGAAGCCCCUGGAACCCCCACCGACGAGGCCCAACUCCUGUUGACAUGUCUUCACAGAGCAACGAAAAGGAAGCCACGCGGUAUUGGAAGACCGCGUUGGACCAGAUCGCCCAGAACUCCCCAAACAAGCCCAACUAUACCCCCAGGACCGAGACGGAACGCACUUUGGUAGAGAGCUUGAAGACGCUCGAGAUACAAUGCAAGGAAAGGAUUGACCUGCUGGAGGCACUGAGGAUAUCCCGAGAAGAUGAGACCGUGCUGCUCAGUUCGUCCUCGGGAGACCUUGGUGGCUCGUCUGGAGUCGAGCCUGUCGAGAGGGGCUGGAUAGGGAAUGGUACUAUACCAGCCGUUGCGUACCAGGAGCUAUCGCGGCCUCCUUUACCGCCAAGACCGUCGUUCAUGUCGAGAUCUUCGUCAGAACGCGCUGUUGUCGGCCGCAACUCCCUCCACCUUGAGCCCAUCUCCGCAGCAUCAUCUUCGAAACCACAGACCUCGCAGCCCUCGCAGCCCUCACAGCCCUCACAGCCCUCACUACCGCCCUAUGCCGCCUCCGCCCCCAGGAAGAAGAGCUCGAGGUCGCCCAGCCCCGAUAAGCGUACCAUGCGAACAACUCUCAGAUCAGGCAAGGCGGAUAAGCCAUCCAAGUCCUCCCGACGGGUUGUCUCCAAGUCAAGCGAGCCACCAGGAGCAAGCAAGGCAGCUACGUUAGCAUGGUCGCAGAUUCCGUCACGAGACAACUUCGGCCGGUCGUCUCUACCGGACACCUCUAACCCAAGAUCAUCGCCGUUGCCGCAAUCUCACUGGGAUAGACACUCGCGGAGGCUACUGGCAUCUCCUGAGAAUGGCGGCGUUGGCCCAUCCAGUCCCGAAUCGCCGACCGCUAGAUUUCCCGACGACCAUGUCGGCAGCACAUCAGCACUUGCUCUUGGCGCAGCCUCGAGCAGUUACUUGUCAGCCCACGAAAGACGGGAGUCCAGCCCCAUGCCGAGUCGAGCAGACCGAUCUUCAAAGUCGAAGGGCAGUUCCUCAGCCGCUCAGGAUGCCGCUCGCAGCUCAAUCCUCACUGGCGCUGACGUGCCAAGUUCUGGGAGGAGCUCGAGCGAGGUACCCAUCAGGAGGAAACCCGUAGACCACGCCUCUUCUUCUGCACCGAACAGUGCAAGGAAACGCGUGAGUCGUGAGAAGCGAGUUGUCAAUCCGAAACAUUCGUCUGAGUCGGAGGACGAGCCAUCCCCCGCUCAAUCAUCCCGGCGCAAAGUCAAAGGCAGACAGGAGGAGGACCAUGUUCCCGCUGACUUGGAAGUGCAGUCCGAGGAGUCCACGGAGGAUGACCAAGCCAAGAAGGCAAAGAGUACUUGGGAGAAGAAGAAGAGGGCUGUCCUAAAGCACUUGCCACCGGGUGUCGACAGCGCUGCCGCCAAAGCGAUUUUCAACGAGAUCGUGGUGCAGGGAGACGAGGUGCAUUGGAAUGAUGUGGCAGGCUUGACGAUUGCCAAGAACGCUCUGCGCGAAGCAGUGGUCUACCCGUUCCUACGCCCUGACCUGUUCAUGGGCCUACGCGAACCGGCAAGGGGCAUGUUGCUUUUCGGGCCCCCGGGGACCGGCAAGACGAUGUUGGCGCGCGCCGUUGCCACGGAGUCAAAGUCGACUUUCUUUUCCAUAUCCGCUAGCAGCUUGACCAGUAAGUAUUUGGGCGAGUCCGAGAAGCUUGUCCGCGCGCUGUUUGCGCUGGCUAAAGCCAUGGCGCCAAGUAUCAUAUUUGUGGACGAAAUCGAUUCGCUACUCUCUCAGCGGUCUGGCUCGGGCGAGCACGAGGCUACACGGCGGAUCAAGACCGAAUUUUUAAUCCAAUGGAGUGAUCUACAGAGAGCCGCGGCAGGACGUGAGAGUCCAGUUGGUAGCAAGGACGUGCAAGGAGAUGCAAAUCGGGUCUUGGUGCUUGCGGCGACGAACCUGCCCUGGGCUAUUGACGAAGCGGCAAGACGUAGAUUUGUGAGGAGACAGUACAUACCUCUCCCGGAGCCCGAGACGAGGAUGACCCAGAUCAAGAACCUACUUGGCCAACAGAAGCACAAUUUGACGGACCAUGACAUGGCCGAGCUGGUGGUGAUGACCGAUGGGUUCUCUGGUUCCGACAUCACGGCUCUAGCCAAGGACGCUGCAAUGGGACCUCUACGGUCUUUGGGGGAGGCGCUACUCCACAUGACAAUGGAUCAGAUCCGGCCUAUUGAACUGGUCGACUUCAAAGCCAGUCUUGGCACCAUCAGGCCUAGCGUGAGCAAAGAAGGCCUGAAGGAGUAUGAAGAUUGGGCGAGGCAGUUCGGCGAACGGGGUGGCUAG